Uranotaenia lowii is the source of this 2146-nucleotide messenger RNA. RefSeq names its product nuclear pore complex protein Nup205-like. The record is from RefSeq and is a predicted model, not a curated record. The transcript is spliced from 2 exons. Lineage: Eukaryota; Metazoa; Arthropoda; Insecta; Diptera; Culicidae. Bases 1295 to 1669 code for a protein of 124 amino acids.
GACAAUUUCUCCGCUGCCAUACAAUGACAGAUAUCGAAAUCGAUCAGUUUAGUUUCGAUUCGAAUUCUGUCAGUUUUUCUUGCGACGGGCCAUCAUUUGAAAAACGAACGGUUAUUUUUCGUGUUUGUCGCACGCCGCGUUUUCGUUGCCGGUCAAAAUUUCACGCCUGUUAUCAAAUUAAGUGGCUGGCCUUUCAAGCUUUUUACAGUCUGCUUCAUGCCUAGCGCAUUCAAUAUGCUGAAACAAGGUGGUGGAGGAAAAGCUGGGGGAGCUUCGACCACAAUUUCAUGGGACCAUUUCUUCAAUUGACUGUUCCGCUACAAUCAGAAUCUGAAACAGGAGCAAAACCCCGGCAGUGAAACAGUUUACCGCUACAGAGAGCCCUCAGCAGAAACAUCAAUCAGGAAAUUGCCAUCAUCGACGCAGCCUACUCCCUCUUCGACACCUUCACACCAUUCCCCGGACGUUAGAGAUAACAGGAUGCAAAUCCUGCAAAAAAGUUCUCCGGACGCAAAAAUCUCGAGAAGACCUACAUAUAUGCGCUACAGAUCCUGUACCGGGUUCUCGAAACACAGGAAGAUUUCUUCAAUCCACUAGGCAUGAAAACCAAUGUGGACCACAUGCUUAACGUUACCUACAACUUGUUUCUUCCGGAGAACGCUCUAGUUUCCAUAAUGCGUCAACCGAACGUAAAUCCUAGGGCUGCUGACCCAAAAUGAGCGCACCAAAAAUGAAAUCCGUCAGGGUUUUGUGUUUGGAAAGCGAAGCAUCAGAAACAUUCUCGGAGAAUGAAGUUGAAUGUGGUCAGGAACUACAGGAGCAGCAGCACAAAAAUUCCCCAGCCCAAGAGAUACUGAUCGAUCACGGCUAACCCAAAAUGAGCGCACCAAAAAUGAAAUCCGAAAGGGUUUUGUCAAGUUUUUAGAAAGAGAAGCAGUAACAUUCUCGGAGGAACUACAGGAGCAGCACCACGAAACAGGCUCCGUUUGUUUGGAGCUGCAGUGCAAGAAAGCCAUCAUAGACCGGCUGCAGGAGUGUUUGCCGCAAAGCACCCCCCAAUUUGGCACACUAUCUGUUUGGGUUUGACCUGAGCAAAGAACUUUGACUCACCAAUUUGCAGCAACCGGGGGUGCUUCCCGAGCAACUGCAGCAUAUUUUGCUGCUGGAUCAAACCUUGGAGGAAGGUAGGUAUUUAGGAUUUAUUUUUGUGAUUUGUUUUUUUUAAGAAUUUUUUUUUCUAGGCCAUCUCAAUUCCCCAGCCCAAGAGCUACUGAUCGAGCCCGGCUAACCCGAAAUGAGCGCACCAAAAAUGAAAUCCGUCAGGGUUUGGUGUUUGGAAAGCGAAGCAUCAGAAACAUUCUCGGUGAAUGAAGUUGAAUGUGGUCAGGAACUACAGGAGCAGCAGCACAAAACAGGCACCGUUUGUUUGGAGCUGCAGUACAAGAAAGCCAUCAUAUACCGGCUGCGGGGUGUUUGCGGCAGCAGAGCACCCCCCAAUUUGGCACACCAUCUGCUUGGCUUUGACCUGAGCAAAGAACUGCUACUCACCAAUUUGCAGCAACCGGGGGUGCUUCCCGAGCAACUGCAGCUUAUUUUGAUGCUGGAUCAAGCCUUGGAGGAAGGCCAACUCAAUCCUCCAGCCCAAGAGCUACUGAUCGAGCACGGCUGACCCAAAAUGAGCGCACCAAAAAUGAAAUCCGAAAGGGUUUUAUCGAGUUUUUUGGAAAGCGAAGCAGUAACAUUCUCGGAGAAACUACAGGAGCAGCACCACAAAACAGGCUCCGUUUGUUUGGAGCUGCAGUGCAUGAAAGCCAUCAUCGACCGGUUGCAGGAGUGUUUGCCGAAGCAGAGCCCUCCUUAAUCUGGCACACCAUCUGCUUGGCUUUGACAUGAGCAAAAAACUGCAAUUUGCAGCAACCGGGGGUGCUUCCCGAGCAACUGCAGGCUUCGACGCUGGGUGACAAAAAAAGCAAAUCUGAAAUGAAUUUCGUUGAUCCGAUUUAGUCACCCGAGCGAGGCAAAAGAUUGGUUGACAAGACCAAAGAUAAAGAUGCCACCAUCCGAAUUGUCAAUAUUGGUGAUAUUAUCAAGAAUAAGGCGUCGAGUACUUCGGAUGUUAGGAAGGUUGGUAGAAAAAAUGCCUGUG